Saccoglossus kowalevskii is the source of this 3197-nucleotide messenger RNA. Its product is annotated as coiled-coil domain-containing protein 146-like. The record is from RefSeq and is a predicted model, not a curated record. NCBI's taxonomy places the organism in Eukaryota, Metazoa, Hemichordata, Enteropneusta, Harrimaniidae. Gene Ontology annotation, cellular component: cytoskeleton.
GUUUUGGUAAGCCAUUUUUGGACACUCUUUUAUACAUUUCUGUUGUAUUUCAUCAAAAUUCAGCAACAUCAGGGCUAUAAUAGCCCACACACAGUUAGAGAAGAUCAUUAGCUAAUGGCAUAUUUGCAAAUAUAAUCUAUUGAAUAACUAUACAACAACAUCUUCAAUAUGAGUGCUGAACACAGUGGAGAUGAGGGUGAAACCGAACCACGUGAAGUUGUGCCAUAUGAGGCACCAAUUACACCGGCUGCGCCUAAAGUUGUUCUGCAAGAAGAAAGUCAAGUUGAAGUGUCAGCAAGUCCAGCUUUCCAAUGCCUUGAUGAGCUUUUUAAAGAAGGUCGUCUAACUGGUACAAAAGUUGCUUUAUUGAAAUCCAAAUAUACUGAGUUGUAUAAGACCUUAGCCAAAACUCGCGACUCAGAAUCAACGUUGCUUCAGGAAGCCAAGGACUUUACUGCUGAACUUGAAAGGCAAAGAUUGGAACUAGAAAAGGCUGACAACUUCCCUGAAAGCUCUAAUACAGAAGUCACAAAACUUAGAACCCAACUACUCAAACAUAGGAAUGAAUAUGAUGAAACCGAGGAGAGAAAUUUCCAGUAUGAUUUUCAAAUUGAAAGUUUACAAGAAGAGAAUAAGAUGCUGGAAAGGGAAUACUCACGUAUGCCCAAGAAAGAAGAAAUUGAUAAGCAGACAAAAGAACUUGAAAAGAACAUAAAAGAGCUAAAAGUAGAAAUAGCGCAAAGACAGCUGGAAGCAAAAAACUUGAGGGAAGAGUUAGAAAACAAAAAUAGAGUAGUUGAUGUUGAGGUAAAAGAACUUGAAAAAGAGAUUGAAAAACAGGAGAAUUUGAAAGGUGAACUUGUGUCUGUGCAGACGUUACCAGGGCAGUAUAUUAAAGAAAUGGAUCGGAUGAACAAACAUAGGAAUGAAGUAGACAAGAAACUGACAGAGCUAAAUGAACAGUAUACAGAACUUAAAACAGCAUUACAGAUGUAUGACACUAAACAAACUACUUUGGAAGAUGACAAAUUUGACAUGGAACAAGAGCUGGAGAAGCAGAGGGGAAAAGUGGAAGCACAACAACGUGAAUUUGAUGGUCUGAUGAAAGAUUAUGAAUAUGCCAAGGAAAGAGAGGCAGUCUACUUAGGUGACAGAGCUACUCUGGAUCUCAGUCUUAGACACAUUCACCUUGAAAAGAAAAACCAACAUGAUCUUCACGCAAGGAAACAGAGAGAGAGGGAUCGUGACUUGAGAAAUCAUAAGAAAACUGAUCUGCAGCUGAAAGUGGCGCUGGAAAAUUUGCUGCACACGCAGUCAGUGCAUGAUAAAGUCAAAUCACAAGCAGAUGCCGCUCCAAAAGAUGAUGGGGCACUAUUUGACAAAAGGAAAGAAUUGCAAAGAGAAGUUGAUUCUACUAAGAGAAUGCUUGCUCAACAGAACUCGCUCACUGCAGUGGAACAAGUCAAAGUGGAACAGAGCAUUGCUGAAGAAGAGAGACUUCUGUAUGAGCAGAGUGAUCUCAGAAUAGAGGUAGUGGAAUUGACAAGAUUGGCUGCAAUCAAGGCUGAUGAAAGAGAACAAAAAGCCAGGGAUUUCAUGCGAGCUGAGCUUAGAUUCCAUAGGGCAAUAGAGGACUUAAAAACUAAAAAACUAUCAAUAUUAGACAAUAAGAAGAAAUAUAAAGAAAUGACAGUAAGACUUAAGGAGUUUGCUAAGAUGUAUGAUGUCAUUAAAAAUGAAAGGAACAAGUGUGUCAACCUAAUACAAACCAGUACGCAAAAAGCUGCAGAGAUGAGAGAGAAAAUAAAAAUCCUGCAGAAUGAAAUAGAGAUCCUGAGAACAUCAAGUAACUCAAAAGAAAGGCAGUUACAGAAGGCACGACUGAAGCAUGUGAAUGCAGUGGUAAUAAGAGACCAGUUAAGGAAUGAGUUUGCUAAGCAGAACAGGCUGGAAGCCGAGAAUAAAGAGAAACGAAAUCAACAGAGAAUGGAUAUAAAUAAGCUUAACCAGAUGAUAAACCAAGCUGAGGAACAAAUGGUGAAACUUAAGAAAAGAUAUGAAACUGCCGUACAACAUAGAAAUGAUAGAGGUGUACAACUCAUAGAAAGAAACGAGGAAGUUUGCAUAUUCUAUGAGAAAGUCAAUAUCCAGGAUGAUAUGAUCCGCAAAGGUGAUAUGGAAUUACAAUCAAGAGAAGAAGAAAUUCGUUUUAUCAAGAUGAAUUUAGCAGAGGAGAAAAGAGCAAUACAUCUUUUAUGGAAGUCUCUUCCCAAUAAAAGAUCUUUGGAUAAUGAUCUUGUUACACUACAGAUUCAGCUGUCACAGUGUCAAGAUCGCAUGGCUGAACUUGAAAGAGAACUAGAGAAUCCUUACAAUGAGGAUAGAGUUAGACUGUUGGAAGGAAAAGAUCUUACUCCACAUGAUCUCAACAACAAAAUUGAAGAACUUGAAAUCAGGUUAUCAGAUAAAGAAGAACAACUCUUGGAGAAGGACCUAGUGUUUGAACAAGUUACCAGACUAUCUGAAAGGGUUCGAAACAAAGCAGAAUCUGGCAAGCUUGAUACACUGAACUUAGCCAAAAAGGUUAAUGAAUUCCAAGCGAAGAUCAAGGAAGUAACUCGAAAGAUGAUGGCAAAAGUUUCGGAACUCUCCAUGAAUCAGGCUCAGGCUAUGAAAAUGCAGCAAGAUUUGAAGUCUAAUGAAGCAAUUCUUGAGCAAGCUUACAUUCGCAUGGAGCAAGGAGAAGCACCAACUGAGGAAGCAGCGAUAGAAUGGGAAAAGAUGAUUAGGGAUGAAAUGCGAAGAGGACGAGAAAGAGAGUAUAGAAGAAUGACGGAAGAAGAAGAAGAACAAUACACUUUAGCUGGUGGCAUGACAACAACUGCUGAGCCAAGACCCAAUGCUUAUAUACCUGAUGAUGACUCUGAGCUUCCUGUACCUAGACCAUACGGUUCCAAUGCACCAUUCAAACCCCAAGAUGCUGGUUCAAGUAUGAGACACAUCAGGAAACCUGUAGUGAAACCUAUUGAAAUUUAAACAAUUUCUAAAAUGAAAACAUUGCAAUUUCUACACUGUUUUAUUAUUACAACUGACAUAUACCAGUUUUGAUAAUACAUGUUUGCUACGUUUAUGUAUUAAAAGAGGGAAUAAUAAUGAUUUUUUUGUUUUUUUUCAAAUAAAUGUACAGGAUAAACAAA